UUGAAAAUGAAUAGAAUGAGAUGAAACUAGCCCUUAUUGCAGAGACUAUAGAGUAAACUUUCCCGCCUUAAAAUCCUCUCCCCUCUUUCUCCUUCUCUGCGAAAAUGGAAGGACAAGCAGCCGGUCCCGGUAAAGAAUUGGCAGCCUUUCUGAUACGUCGUUGCUCCGAUCAGCUACGUUCCGUUAUUCUUUCACCGGAUCCUCGCCAUAGUUACUCUCUCUAUGUGGAUUAUGCAGAGUUAAUGGAUGACAAUCAGCAGCUUGCGUAUCUUGUUUUCUCUCAACCUUCAGAAUUUCUGCCCUUGUUUGACGACGCAGCUAAAUGGGCCGAGAAGGUCGUAUAUGGAGAUCUCAGAAAUUGCGAGAAUGCUAGUGUUAAGGAAAUGGUGCAUGUUCGGAUUAAUAUUAGUGGUUCUCCACUAGAGUGUCCUGAGACUUGUCCGACUAUUGGACGUAUAAGGGCUAAACAUAGAGGGAUUCUUCUCACUGUUAAAGGAACUGUAGUUCGGUCUGGAGCAGUGAAGAUGAUUGAAGGAGAAAGAGAGUUUAUUUGCAAAAAAUGCAAGCAUAGGUUCAAGGUCUAUCCUGAUCUGGAAACUAGUAAUAGCAUUACACAACCAUUAUCAUGUCCUUCCCAGAAUUUUAGAGUAUGUGAAAGUACCAGUUUUCAGUUCAUAGAAAAUACUAUAGUCUGCCAUGAUUAUCAAGAAAUUAAAAUCCAAGAAAGUACUCAACUCUUGGGUGUUGGUGCUAUCCCGCGUUCAAUUCCUGUCAUUUUGAAGGAUGAUCUUGUUGAUGUUGUUAAAGCUGGAGAUGAUGUAAUUGUCACUGGGAUUUUGACAGCAAGAUGGUCCUCAGAUUUAAAGGAUGUGCGUUGUGACCUUGAACCUGUUUUAGUUGCAAAUCAUGUGAGGAGAACUAAUGAGCUGAGGUCAGGCAUAGAUAUUCCAGAUGAAGUUAUCAUGACAUUCAAGAAGUUUUGGUUUGAUUUCAAAGAUUCCCCUCUAAAAGGGAGGAAUGCCAUUCUCCAAGCCAUAUGUCCACAAAUUUUUGGACUCUUUACUGUAAAGCUUGCAGUUGCUUUAACACUUAUUGGAGGCGUGCAACAUGUUGAUGCUUCUGGGACAAAAGUUCGUGGAGAAUCUCAUCUGCUUUUAGUUGGUGACCCAGGUACUGGAAAGUCACAAUUCUUGAAGUUUGCUGCUAAACUGAGCAACAGAUCAGUAAUUACAACUGGAUUAGGAAGCACCAGCGCCGGAUUGACUGUCACUGCAGUAAAGGAUGGAGGGGAGUGGAUGUUAGAAGCUGGCGCCCUUGUAUUAGCUGAUGGUGGUCUUUGUUGCAUAGACGAAUUUGAUAGUAUGAGGGAGCAUGACAGGGCAACCAUACAUGAAGCAAUGGAGCAACAGACCAUCAGUGUUGCAAAGGCUGGAUUAGUAACAACCCUUAGUACUAAGACAAUUGUCUUUGGUGCAACAAAUCCCAAGGGACAAUACGAUCCAACUCAACCUUUAUCUGUCAACACUGCACUCUCUGGGCCAUUGCUAAGCAGAUUUGAUAUAGUCAUAGUCCUAUUGGACACAAAAAACCCAGAAUGGGAUGCAGUUGUUUCUUCUCACAUUCUUGCUGAGCAGGAUGAACCUGAGAAAGACAAGGCUGAAGAAGAUCGGGCAAGAGUAUGGCCACUGGAAAUGCUUAGGAGGUAUAUUUAUUUUGCGAAAGGGCAUUUCAAACCCGUCCUCACAAAGGAGGCUGAAAGAGUAAUAACAAGCUAUUAUCAAUUGCAAAGAAGAUCAGCAACUCAAAAUGCAGCAAGGACGACAGUUCGAAUGCUCGAAAGUUUAAUCCGCCUUGCUCAAGCACAUGCAAAAUUAAUGUUCAGAAAUGAAGUGACAAGAUUAGAUGCCAUAACAGCCAUCUUGUGUAUUGAGGCAUCCAUGACAACCUCGGCUAUAGUCGACAGUGCUGGAAAUGCACUCCACUCCAAUUUCACAGAGAAUCCUGACCAAGAAUAUGCAAAGCAGGAAAGUCUGAUCCUUGAAAAGCUCAGAUUCGUUGAUGACUUUCCUGAUGUGAACAUAAGAGAGCAUGUUACCUGAUUAUACUAAAUGAGGUAAUUUCUAACUUGUUUUUAUCUAAUUUCUGAACUAUACAAUGAUAAUUAAAG
Impatiens glandulifera is the source of this 2167-nucleotide messenger RNA. RefSeq names its product probable DNA helicase MCM9. The transcript is spliced from 19 exons. Gene Ontology annotation, cellular component: MCM complex; nucleus. NCBI's taxonomy places the organism in Eukaryota, Viridiplantae, Streptophyta, Magnoliopsida, Ericales, Balsaminaceae. Bases 105 to 2099 code for a protein of 664 amino acids. The record is from RefSeq and is a predicted model, not a curated record. Gene Ontology annotation, biological process: double-strand break repair via homologous recombination. Gene Ontology annotation, molecular function: single-stranded DNA helicase activity; single-stranded DNA binding; ATP hydrolysis activity.